GUCAGCACCUGAGCGCGGGGAAGCGACGCCUCCUAGGCCUCUUGCCGCUCCGGCGGGCCCGCGGCCACUGCCCCUUAAUGGCCACUUAGCUCCGCCUUCCGCAGCGGAGCAGGAACGGGCCGUCUUUGCCGGCGAUCCUCCUGGCGGGCCGUUGGGUGGCGGCGGCGGCGGCCGGGAGAGAUGGGGGCGGCCGGGCGGCAGACGCAGCUGCUGCGGGCGGUGAUCAUGGGGCCCCCGGGCUCGGGCAAAGGGACGGUGUCCUCCCGCAUCGUCAACCAUUUCGCCCUGAAGCAUCUCUCCAGCGGGGACCUGCUCCGGGACAACAUGCAGAGGGGAACAGAAAUUGGUGUUUUGGCCAAGACUUUCAUUGAUCAGGGGAGGCUCAUUCCAGAUGAUGUUAUGACUCGGCUGGCAUUGCAUCAGCUGAAAAGUAUAGACCAGUACAGCUGGCUACUGGAUGGUUUUCCCAGGACAGUUUCACAAGCUGAAGCCCUAAACAAAGUUUAUCGCAUAGACACAGUGAUUAAUCUGAAUGUGCCCUUUGAGACCAUUAAACAACGCCUCACUGCCCGCUGGAUUCAUCCGGCCAGUGGCCGAGUCUAUAACACCGAAUUCAAUCCCCCCAAAGUUCCUGGCCAUGAUGAUCUUACUGGAGAGCCACUUACUCAGCGUGAGGAUGACAAACCAGAGACCGUUGCCAAGAGACUGAAGGCUUAUGAGGCCCAAACGAAACCUGUCUUGGAGUAUUAUCAGAAAAAAGGUGUGCUGCAAUCUUUCUCAGGAACGGAGACCAACAUGCUCUGGCCCCAUGUGUAUGCUUUCCUCCAAACAAAGCUGGCAGAUGGGAGCCCGAAGUAAGCGGCUACACCGUGAUGAGUGAAUCGUUUUAAGAUGAACAAAAGCAAAGCUUCUAAAUGAGAGCAACUCCGGCACAUGUGAAUUCAAGAUGAUGACCAUUGCAAUUAUCUAGUGCUCCUCUUCUCAUCUCUUGGGCAGAAGGGUUUUUUUAAUCCAAUUUUUUUAUACUUGUACUUAACUUUUAUAAAACAAAUUACAGUGUCUAACAAUGUAAAAUUAUUUUUCAUACUCAGUUCUCCUGUAACGUAGGGGCCACGCGCCCUAGGGAAAGUAGCUGUCCAGUACAAGCCUUGACUGAAGCCUUGCUCAUGGGUACAAAUUGUUUCUUCUGACUUAUCAUUAUGUUCUCUCCGGACAAACAUACAUUGACAGAAGGCUCCCUAAUUCCCUAACAGUGCUCCAUCCAAAAACCCUUGGUUAAAAACUCCCAUUAUUGAAGAACUAAGUAUAAAUCGCUUCUAGGAUUUUCCUGUUUUUCAGAGAAAAAAAAUCAAGAAUAGUACAAUAGGUAAGAUGAGUAAAAUAGGGUUCAUUUUGGGCUAAAACUGGUGUGCUCUAUGCUGGAAAAAUAUUUUUCUAGUUUGAAGCAAAAUGGAAUAUUUCCUGGGACUACAGUCCUCAAGUUUGGGAUCGUGGGUCUACCUAAUGUCACUACUCUGAAAAGUCAGAUGCAGACUUAUCGAUGUUGAAUUGUGAAUUGAAUAUUGAUGUGCACCCUGUGGAUGGUAAGCUCCUUGAAGGCAGGGAUCGCGUCGUCAACUCUAUUGUAUGGUACUUUCCCAAGCACUUAGUACGGUGCUCUGCAUGCAGUAAGCGCUCAGUAAAUACCACUGAAGAUUGGUUGAUUGACUGAAUGGGAAUUCACUGCUACUUUUGAAAAGGAUACUUGUGGGGCAGGAGGAAGCGUCAGAAUAUACUGUAUAAGGUUGGAAGAGGGCUUUAACAACUCCACGAAUAAUUCAGGCACCGCUUUUGUAACAGAGGGAUAACUAGAUAUACUAGAGGUAACUAGACACCGCUUCCAUUUGUAACUCCUAUUUGUUUUGAAAACGUUUGUGAGAAGUGGAGUAAGUUUGUCCUAGGGUUUGUUUGUCCUGACUCUUCAAUAUAUUAUUUCCCUCAUACACACAGAGCAUACUGGCAUUUUCCCUAAUGGAAAACUAUUACAACUGGGGUUGUGGUAGAAAAACUUUAUUCAGGCUGGGAAAUUGUGCCUGGUGGGGGGGAGGGAUAAAUUUCCUAUUUUUCUUCUUCAACUAUUGACAGAUAGAGCAAAAGAGAACCAUUUAACUCAUGGCACUAUAUAGACGCUAGUACAGCCUCUGAUUAGAAAACAGAAGUACCACCGGCAGCUUCUGCAAAAUAUCUUGAUUUACUGAUUAGUUUGCAGAUGCAAUAACUAGGCUUUCACUCCACAGGCUUGGGAAAUCUGGGGACAGAACUUAGUUCGGUUUCGUGGGGAGAAGAUUAAACUUAAUGCCACUAGUCUCUGAGAUACUGGUGCUGGUCGGCACCUUGUGCCAUAGAAAUGGUAAUGACUCUAGACCGAGCUCAUUGUGGGCAGGAAUGUGUCAUACUGUACUCUCCCAAGCUCUUAGUACAGUGCUUUGCACACAGUAAGCGCUCAAUAAAUAUGAAUGAAUGAAUGAAUGGAUGACCAGGGUCAGAAAAUCAGAGACUGUAAUUUGACUUUCACCAGUAUGUUUGGUUCGAGGGAUUCAUUAACAGGCAAUUUAGGCUUGCACUUUGGCCAUGAGUAAAUACAAAUUUGGGCCCCAGAGAGAGAGAGUAACUUAAUUAUGUUCUGAAUGGCAUUUCUCCCCUCACUCCUCCUAGAUUGUAAACAAGACCUUAGGCAACCUGAAUAAGGUGUCAGCAAGAAGACUGAUCGCCACACCUACGUGUCCAAGGUUUUCCUAUGGACACUUAAACAAAAAUCGUAUUAAGCUGGAAAUCAUUUCAAGCACCUCUCACACAAAAAUGUUUCUUUCCAAAUUUGCCAUUUUAGAUAGUCUGCUAAUUUGUCCCUUGAAUACAGAUGGGCUUUUAGAUUCUCUAAUUUUGCAUUUUCUCAAAUUUUUUGAAACGAUCUGAGUAUUUGGCACUAUCGUCUUUAAAAUCUAAAUAGUUAUGGAACACUGUUGUAAGACAUUAUUAGUCUGUGCAGCAUACUAUCCUAUAAUCAAAAAAAAAGGAAUAAAUGUGGAUGUCUUAUAUACAGUUGUAGUUGCA
This is a messenger RNA of Ornithorhynchus anatinus (platypus), 3090 nucleotides long. RefSeq names its product adenylate kinase 3 (gene AK3). Gene Ontology annotation, molecular function: ATP binding; AMP kinase activity. Gene Ontology annotation, cellular component: cytoplasm; mitochondrion. Lineage: Eukaryota; Metazoa; Chordata; Mammalia; Monotremata; Ornithorhynchidae. The transcript is spliced from 5 exons. The record is from RefSeq and is a predicted model, not a curated record. The coding region runs from base 181 to 858 and encodes 225 amino acids. Gene Ontology annotation, biological process: nucleobase-containing compound metabolic process.